Molecule: messenger RNA, 1225 nt
Organism: Fusarium redolens
Lineage: Eukaryota; Fungi; Ascomycota; Sordariomycetes; Hypocreales; Nectriaceae
Product: lactate dehydrogenase/glycoside hydrolase
Exons: 3
Coding region: 240-1169 (309 amino acids)
Biological process (GO): carboxylic acid metabolic process
Molecular function (GO): oxidoreductase activity, acting on the CH-OH group of donors, NAD or NADP as acceptor
Source: RefSeq, a predicted model, not a curated record
AUCUGAUUUCACGAUGGCCUCCUGCAAAUAAUUGCCUAAUUAUUGUAAUGCCUCUCCCUUGUGGCGUGACCCUUCGAUACUACUGACAGCCACCAGUAUCAAAUAUCAGAACACCAUCACAACACCAGAAACUCUAAUUACGCCACAAUUCAUUUGCUCAUCCCUCGGGUCUUAUAAAUCACGGCACACUGUCAACGCACAGCGGGACACCAACUCUUCGAGUAAUCUGACUGCACGCAAUGGGCUCAGCAACCCGAGUAGCGAUUGUAGGCGUCGGCGAAGUCGGCGGUGCCGUCGCUUACAACCUCACGUUGAAUUCCAUGGCGAGCGAGUUGCUUCUCGUCGACCUCGAUCUCAAUAUCAGAAAUGCUCAGAUCGAAGACCUCUCCGAUGUCACGUAUAGCACUAACGGCAGUACACGUGUACGUCCAGCCACGUACCGUGAGGCUGCUCAGAGCGAUCUCGUGGUCAUAACCGCUGCGUCUAAACACAUGCUGGGUCAGACAACUGUUGACUAUACGUCUCGGAACACUUCGAUGAUACGUGAGGUGAUGGAGGCGAUGAAACCCUUUCGAGCUGACACGGUUCUGCUAAUUGUGGCAGAUCCUGUUGACUUGCUUACAUCUAUCGCCAAAGAGAUGUCGGGACUUCCUGCAUCUCAGGUCAUUGGUACUGGUACUGUUCUCGACACUCAUAGGCUUCGUGGGAUGGUUGCAUCUCGUGCUUUGGUAUCGCCGUCUGCUGUAGAUGCAUUCGUCGUGGGCCGCCACGGAGACGACCAAGUAGUCGCGUGGUCUGCAGCAACCGUUGGCGCGGUCCCUAUUGCUGAUGUGAAGAUGCUGACUGCUAUCGAUCGCAGUAAGAUCGAACUCAUCUGCAAGCAUCGAUCGCAUAAUAUCAUACUGGGGAAAGGAUCUGCACCGUUCGGAAUCGCUUCAGUCGCUGCUAACUUGUGCUGCUCUGUCAUCUUUGAUAAGCAUGAGACGUACCCGGUCAGUCACUUUCAAGAGGAGUAUGGAUGCUGUCUCAGCUCGCCAGCUGUUAUGGGGAGGAAGGGGAUCCUGAGUUCAGUUCCGCUGGUGAUGGAUGAAGAUGAGAAUGCGGCAGUAAAGGCAUCGGGGGAGCUAUUGAAAGCCAGCGUUGAAUCAGUCCAGCGAGACUGGUAUUGACGAUUCUUGGCGUUCGCAAGUUUAUAGUUAAUAGGUUUAAUUGUUCUAAUUUUGCC